This is a messenger RNA of Lingula anatina, 2567 nucleotides long. Its product is annotated as sulfotransferase 1C2. Gene Ontology annotation, molecular function: sulfotransferase activity. NCBI's taxonomy places the organism in Eukaryota, Metazoa, Brachiopoda, Lingulata, Lingulida, Lingulidae. The record is from RefSeq and is a predicted model, not a curated record.
CUUUAUUCAAUCAGUAGUGCCCUUUUGUGCAAAAGCAUUCACAAAUACGUAUUCAAUCAACAGGUAGGCCUACUCGUCCAGCUGACACAAUGGUGUUUGCGUUAAUCAGAAAUUUCUUUCGCACAAUAUAUCUCCUUGUUAUGGACUUGUACCACUUUCCCGAAGUUCGUAAUAUGGUCAAAUCAGUUUUGCUCGGUUGGAGACAAGCAGGAAAGAGGAUAAAGUUGACGGACAGCGAGGGGAAUAGCUUCAGAGCAGUCGUCGUUAAGGGAAUUCACUUACAUCCAUUUCCUCUUGUAGAAAGUAACAUUAACAAUUAUGUCAAGUUUCACGCUCGUGAGGAUGAUGUCUGGAUAGUGAACUGGCCUAAAUCAGGAACACAUUGGGUGUAUGAAGUGGUUAAACUGCUCAUAACGGGACGGGAAGAACUCACUGACAGCAUAAAAGAAGGUACCAUGUUCCCAGAGGCGUGCGCUGUGGAGUCCCUGGAAAAACUGCCGUCGCCGAGGGUUUUAGAUACACAUGUGCCGCUGAAGCUGUUUCCAGAAGAAGCAUUGAAGCAAUCUAAGAUUAUAUACACAAUACGGAAUCCAAAGGACGCCUUCGUAUCCUCAUAUUAUCAUAUGAAAAACAACAAAGGCGAUUUGUAUGAUGGAACUUGGAACGGGUACUUCGACUUAACUAUGGACGAAAAUACAUGUUUGUACGGAUCUUGGUUCGACCACGUUGCAGAUUGGAUGGAAGUUUUAGAAAAUAACCCCAAUGCCUUGGUGGUCAAAUAUGAAGACAUGAAGCGGGACCUUAAAAAAGAGGUACGCCGCAUUGCAGAAUUUCUAGGUUAUCCCAAAUCCGAAGAGGUCUACGAAAAUGUGACUACAAAGUGCUCUUUUGGGCACAUGAAGAAAGCAAAGAAAGAACCGAAAUCUUUUUGGAAACCAGGAGGCAGCAUGUACAGAAAAGGUAUUGUUGGUGACUGGAAGAACCAUUUCACUGUAGCGCAAAACGAAAAAUUUAACACCAUCUUCAACGAGAAACAAAAUAAGCUGAGAGUGAGCGUUGACUUCGACAUAAAAGAAGGCACCAUGUUCCCGGAGGCGUGCGCUGUAGAGUCCUUGGAAAAACUGCCGUCGCCGAGGGUUUUAGAUACACACGUGCCGCUGAAGCUGUUUCCAGAAGAAGCAUUGAAGAAAUCUAAGAUUAUCUACACACUACGGAAUCCGAAGGACGCCUUCGUGUCUGGAUAUUAUCAUAUGAAAAACGACAGAUCGCUGGUGGGAUAUGAAGGAAGUUGGAACGGGUUUUUCGAAUUAUUUAUAAACGAAAAUACAAGUGUGUACGGAUCUUGGUUCGACCACGUUGCAGAUUGGAUGGAAGUAUUAGAAAAUAACCCCAAUGCUUUGGUGGUUAAAUAUGAAGACAUGAAGCGGGACCUGAAGAAAGAGGUACGCCGCGUUGCAGAAUUUCUAGGUUAUCCCAAAUCCGAGGAAGUCUACGAAAAUGUGACUAAAAAGUGCUCUUUUGGGCACAUGAAGAAAGCAAAGAAAGAACCGAAAUCUUUCUGGAAACCAGGAGGCAGCAUGUACAGAAAAGGUAUUGUUGGUGACUGGAAGAACCAUUUCACUGUAGCGCAAAACGAAAAAUUUAACACCAUAUUCAACGAGAAACAAAAUAAGCUGAGAGUGAGCGUUGACUUCGAGCUUUGAUGAAUGCAUUUGGGCCAAUAGUUAACAGUCAACAGUGUAGUUCAAUGACACGUUUUCAUUAUUGUUCAUCUAGGGAGUAAAGGCUUAGACAUGUAUUAUGCUCUGAAAUUCUGCAAUCAGAAUAAAAUCCAGAGCAGUAUUACUGUGAUAAAAAUAUUUUAUUUUGCAAUCUUCAAGCUGUACUUGAGGAUAAGAAACAUUUCUUAUAGUAAAAAAAAUUAAGAAUGUUUAAUUAUUUCAUUAGAUCCAGAAACUGAGUGUUGGUUUUGCACCAAAAACUGCUUGAGACUAGAUGGGUGUAAUUUACAAGCUUAAUUUGAAGGACUGAAGGAUAGUAUUUCAUUUCUCAUGCCAUGCUUAAAAGCUCAUAUUAUGCAGCAAAAAGACACUAUAGUUCAAUAUCUGAAAAGCAGAUGAACUACAUGUACUUUGCUUAUAGUCUGCUGGUUCAUGCCCUGUGCGAACCACAGGUCGAGAAUAAAUUUUGCUUGCAAGUCCACAUGUCAAAAAAUUAACAAAAUGUUUACAAACCUAUACAUUAAAAUUUUAUGUGUGUCUAUAAAUAAUCGUGAUGUUGAUCUAUUUAUGAAAACCUUUGUAUUAUUGACAUUUUUGCUUUACACGCAUUUUAUAUUUUUCAUGUGAAGUAAGUAUCUAUCUAUCUAUCUAUUUAUCUAUCCAUAUGCGAAGGACGAAGGCAAGAUGCCAUUGUUAGAACAUUAAGAAGAUGAUUAUUUUCAAUCCAAGUCGCCCCUUUCUGUACAUGUUUGAAGAACCAAUACAAAUAUGCUGAUUGUCUUAUGUAUUUAUCAGUGCCAAUGAUCCAAACAUAUACUAUGAAGGACGCUCAAAUAGUGCCCUUUU